Labeo rohita (rohu) is the source of this 1498-nucleotide messenger RNA. Its product is annotated as gastrula zinc finger protein XlCGF8.2DB-like. The record is from RefSeq and is a predicted model, not a curated record. The transcript is spliced from 3 exons. Lineage: Eukaryota; Metazoa; Chordata; Actinopteri; Cypriniformes; Cyprinidae. Gene Ontology annotation, biological process: regulation of transcription by RNA polymerase II. The coding region runs from base 59 to 1072 and encodes 337 amino acids. Gene Ontology annotation, molecular function: RNA polymerase II cis-regulatory region sequence-specific DNA binding; DNA-binding transcription factor activity.
UAUGACGUCAUAAGACGGCGCCGCGCUCAUGCAUCUUUUGUGAUUCGACUGAGGAAAGAUGCCGUUUAUUAAAGAGGAGAGUGAAGACAUGAAGAUUGAAGAAGCUUUCAGAGUGAAACAUGAAGAUUUUGAGGAACAAACAGCUGUAGACAUGAUUCCAGUGAAAGUGGAGAGUCUGAAAGAAGAACUGAAUGAAAUGGAAGAGAAAAAUCAGGAUGAGAAAUGUCAUGAUUUCAAGAGCGGAGAAAAAUCCUCAAAGACUGAAAAUACUUCCUCACAAACAAAAGGCCAGAAGACCAAGUCUAAGAGUCAUUUUACCUGCUGUCAGUGUGGUAAGAAUAUCACUAAUAAGCAAAACCUUGAAGUCCACAUGAGAGUUCACACUGGAGAGAGGCCUUUCAGCUGUCAACAGUGUGGAAAGAGUUUUAAUCAAAAACAAAACCUUAAAGCCCACAUGAGAGUUCACACUGGAGAGAAGCCUUACACCUGCCAACUGUGUGGACAAAGUUUUAAACUUAAAGGAAACCUUAAUGCCCACAUGAGAAUUCAUACUGGAGAGACCCCUUACAACUGCAAAGUGUGUGGGAAGAGCCUCUCACGAAGAGAAAGUCUUAAGAGUCACAUGCACAUUCACACAGGAGAGAAGCCUUGCAUAUGUAGUAAAUGUGGAAAGAGAUUCAAAUGUCAAGAAACCCUUAAUCAACACAUGAGGAUUCACCCAAAAGAGGACUGUUUUAUAUGUCAUCAGUGUGGAAAGAAUUUCAUGCAUAAAAGAAGCCUCAACACUCAUAUUAGACUUCAUACUGGAGAGAAACCUUGCAUCUGUCAUCACUGUGGAAAGAACUGCACAAACAAAGCAAACCUUGAAAUUCACCUUAGAGUUCACACUGGAGAGAAGCCUUUCAACUGCCCACAGUGUGGAAAAAGCUUCUCGCAAAAAGGAAACCUUCAGACUCACAUGUAUAUUCACACUGGAGAGAAGCCUUUCAAGUGUCUUGAGUGUGAUAAUAGUUUCACGUAUCGAAGAGACCUGAAGCUUCAUUUGCAUACUCAUUCUGUAAAGAAAUUAUGAGCAAUUCAAAAAUCACUUACAUCUGGAGGAAGCCAAUUUAAUUGUGGCAGUGGUAAUAAAAAUUGGAACCAGAAAAUAUGUAUCUGUGUGAAAUUAAGGCUACGUUUACUCAAAUGUGAUUGUUUACCUUCAUGAUCACUUGUUUUAUUUGCGUUCUUCACCUUUAGGCACAUGUUAAACCUCCAAAAAACAUGAACAACCUUUAAUUAUUUUCUUUUUUUUUUCUUUUUCAGAUUCAGACAUGUUUUUUCUCAACCCCGUAACAGACAAAAUGAGAGGGGUUUAAAAAGGAUUUUACACAGAACUUGUUAUAAGACAAACAUCUAUCUACUGCUUAUGUGUCCCUAAUACAGACAGAAUAAUAACAAAUGUAAUAAAUGUAAAUUUAUCAUAUUUUUCACGUUUUACAGGUCUCAAGCUAAAAUA